Messenger RNA from Pogona vitticeps (central bearded dragon), 3180 nucleotides. The record is from RefSeq and is a predicted model, not a curated record. Lineage: Eukaryota; Metazoa; Chordata; Lepidosauria; Squamata; Agamidae.
CUUUGUGGAGAAAUAUACGAAAAGCAAAAACAGUAGAAGAGAAAGUGAACAGUUACAAUUGUCCAUUGUGAGGAGAAGUAGCACCUGUACUUUUAUAUGUCUUCGGGCAAGUCUUCCUGUAGCACAGUCUGUACUGUUCUCCCUAUGAUGCAGAGUCAUUAGGCUCUAAGAUGACUGAUUAAUGGCUAAUUAGGAUGUGCCUAUAGGUUUCCAGAGGUGAACGUCAUAUUAAUUAAGCAGAUACAGUGCUGAGAUUCCAGCCCUGCUUUGCUAUCUCUUAAUGCUGUAAUAAUUGAGAAACUUAAAACCUCCUGGUAACAUGAGGAUUGAGAGCUGAGGCUGUGAAGAUUACAGAGCUGAUGGUGCUGAAGUGCCUCUAAUUGAUUUGAAGAGCACUCUUCAGCCAUGGUUUUCCCUCUUGCUGAAGAGAAGACUGGUCAGGGCAGAGACUAGUGAAUUGUACAAAGAAAUGAGAAAAUAUGAGCUAUGAAGUCUUUCAUUCCAUUUUUCAUUCUUCUGUGGAGUGCUGCUGGAAUUUCAAGGGCUGCCAAAAUUGUUAUUGUGCCGCCAAUUAUGUUUGAAAGCCAUCUGUAUAUUUUCAAGACCCUGGCUUCAGCCUUGCAUGAACAAGGCCAUCAGACAGUUUUCCUCUUGUCUGAGGGCAGAGAAAUCCCUCCAUCCAAUCACUAUAGACUGCAGCGAUACCCAGGGAUCUUUAAUACAACCACUUCAGAUGAGUUUCUUCAGUCCAAAAUGAGGAGUAUCUUUUCUGGGAGACUAACAGCCCUGGAACUGUUUGACAUUCUGGAUCACUAUACCAAGAACUGUGACAUGAUUGUGGGCAAUAAGAAGCUCCUGCAGGCACUGAAGCAAGAAAAAUUUGACCUGCUGCUAGUGGAUCCUAAUGAGAUGUGUGGAUUUGUUAUUGCCCAUCUUUUAGGGAUUAAGUAUGCUGUGUUUUCCACUGGCCUUUGGUAUCCAGCUGAAGUAGGUGCACCAGCACCUUUAGCGUAUGUUCCAGAAUUCAAUUCACUUCUCACAGAUCAUAUGAACUUGCUAGAGAGACUUAAGAACACUAUUGUUUAUCUGGUUUCAAGAUUUGGAGUCAGCUUUUUGGUUCUGCCAAAGUAUGAAAGGAUAAUGCAGAAGUAUAAUGUACAGCCAACAAGAUCAAUGUAUGACUUGGUUCAUGAAACCAGCUUGUGGAUGCUGUGUACUGAUGUAGCUCUAGAAUUUCCGAGACCAACGCUACCAAAUGUUGUUUAUGUGGGAGGAAUUCUUACCAAACCAGCCGGUCCUCUACCAGAAGAUCUCCAAACAUGGGUGAAUGGUGCUAAUGAAAAUGGCUUCGUCCUUGUUUCUUUUGGAGCAGGAGUUAAAUACUUAUCAGAAGAUAUAGCCAAUAAAUUAGCACAUGCUCUGGCAAGACUUCCCCAGAGAGUUAUUUGGAGGUUUUCAGGGAACAAACCUAAGAAUUUAGGUAACAAUACAAAACUCAUAGAAUGGUUACCACAAAAUGACUUGUUAGGGCAUUCUAAUAUUAAGGCCUUCCUUAGUCAUGGUGGUCUGAACAGCAUUUUUGAAACCAUGUACCAUGGUGUGCCUGUUGUGGGAAUUCCUCUUUUUGGUGACCAUUAUGACACAAUGACCCGAGUGCAGGCCAAAAGAAUGGGGAUAUUAUUAAACUGGAAGACGAUUACUGAAGAUGAACUAUAUAAUGCACUGGUGAAAGUUAUAAAUGAUCCCAGCUACAGAAAACAGGCCCAGAAGCUGUCUGAAAUUCAUAAGGACCAACCAGAUCAUCCUGUUAAUCGAACAGUCUACUGGAUUAAUUACAUCCUUCGUCACAAUGGAGCACAGCAUCUACGUGCUGCUGUUUACACAGUGUCUUUUUAUCAGUAUUUCUUAUUGGAUAUUGCCAUUGUUGUACUGCUUGGUACUUCCUUGCUCUGCUACAUUUUGGCUAGGAUAGCAAAAUUUAUCUGCAAGCAAAGCAAACAUCUUUGGUCCACUGAUGAACAUAUUACCAUUAAUGGACAUUACCAAAAUGGAAUACCAAAUGGCAAGUAUAGAAGAAAUGGCCACAUUAAACAUGAAAAAAAAGUGAAAUGAGCCAACUACCCAGUGUACAUUAGCAACAAAUCAGUUCUAUAAUUGAAUUUUAUAGCUGUAACUUAGUCUAACACCUACUUAAAGUAAAACAAUAAACAGUUCUAAUGCUCCCCUACAGUAUGUAAUCUUAUGCAAUUAAAUUUUGCAGAACUAAGGAAAAUCUUUAGAAAAAUGAAGCACAACCUAAGAUGCAAAAUGUAUUUUAUUCUUAAUACUGAUGCAGAAAGGUUAUUCUGGCACUGAAGUUUUUUGAGAAGCCUUAAUUCUCUGAAGUAAUUCAAUAAGUAUAUUUAUGACUUUUCCAUUUGUGACUUUAAAUCUGUGUGUCCCAGAUAAGGAAAGGUUUCCCUUUACCUGAAAAGGCUCUUCCUUUCUUCACUCAUUGAUAUUUUAGCAAAGAGAUCGUUGUUUUAUUUGUCUAAGAUUCAAUGUUAUUUGACAAUGAUGUUAAUUGAAGUCACUUUUUCCAGGUGUUUCAUACAUAGCAGUAAAAAACUGCAGAAUUAUAAUGCAGCCAUAAACAUCAUAUUCUUAAAAGGCAUUGAAGAAUAUGAUGACAAUAUACUAUACUUUUGAUAUUCUACUUAACUUUUCCUUUCUCUCCUGUUUCUUUAGAGAAAAGGAAAUUGCACAAGAGUACCGUAAGCUGUAAUUUUAUAUUUAUGUAUAUUUUAGUUUCAUUCUUUAUCUUUGCCCAGAACCGUAAUUUAUGCCAUGUAAGGAUGUUUUAUUCCAAUAAUUAAAAGGGCUCUGUAGAUAAAAUAAAUAGAUAAGCAAAAUAAGUGAAGCCAUGUGAGAUGGGGGGGGGGGAAUCUGCCCAGGCUCUUUAGUAAGGGGUUUUUCUUAUCCCUUGAGUAAAACGGAAUCAAACUACUCCUGUGGGGUUUGUUAUAAAGUUGAAUGUCUUUGCUGUUACAAUUAAUACUUCCCCGCAGCCCAACUAAAAUGGUUCAGAGGUUCACUUAAGUUACGUCUCUGUUCCUUAUAUGAGUCUGGGCCACACAAUCCAUGUUAUAUAGUUGCCAACAUAAAAUUCUUCGAAUAAAAUGGAGUCUAUCCUUUUGGUCA